Molecule: messenger RNA, 1593 nt
Organism: Penicillium longicatenatum
Lineage: Eukaryota; Fungi; Ascomycota; Eurotiomycetes; Eurotiales; Aspergillaceae
Product: putative amino acid permease
Exons: 5
Coding region: 1-1593 (530 amino acids)
Biological process (GO): amino acid transport; transmembrane transport
Cellular component (GO): membrane
Molecular function (GO): transmembrane transporter activity
Source: RefSeq, a predicted model, not a curated record
AUGUCGAGCGAAGGAAUUGAGAUGGGCAACUUGCCUGUCAAGUCUGUCCAGGUGAGUGUGUCACACACUCAAUCUGGCUCUGAGGGGGUUUAUGGUGGUGUUUCGACGUCGAGGUCAAGUAGGAAACAGUUGGAGAGAAGUUUUGGUUCACUUUCAAUUCUCUCACUGUCAUUAACCAUCCUCUCGUCAUGGGAAUCUAUUGCAAACAGCUUUGAGUCUGGACUCAUCAAUGGCGGACCAGCCGGCCUGGUCUGGGGUAUGGUGCUGUCAACAGUCGGUACAAUGGCCAUGGUUCUAUCAGCUGCUGAGAUGGUAUCUAUAUGCCCGCUAGCAGGAGCACAAUAUCACUGGACAGCAGUGCUCGCACCUCCACGAAUUCGCCCAUUCACUACCUGGAUGCAGGGGUGGAUCACUCUCUUCGGAUGGCAAGCCGCUUUGGCUAGUAUCUGCUACUUAAUGGCGACGCAGAUCCAGGGAAUGGUGAUGCUGAACAGCCCAGAAUAUCAUGCUCAGCAGUGGCAUGGAACGCUCAUCAUGUGGGCGAUUGUCGCUUUCGUGGGUUUCAUCAAUAUAUACGGGAUCAGGAUCUUGCCCGCUCUGCAGAUGUUGGGAGGAAUCAUGCAUAUCAUAUUCUUCAUUGCGAUUAUCAUUCCAUUGGUGCUUCUAUCACGUCGUAGUACCUCUGAGUUUGUUUUUACUCAGUUGAUGACGACUGAAGAAGGGUGGCAGUCAAAGGGCGUGGCUUGGUGUCUUGGCAUGUUGACAGUGACAUAUUGUUUCAUCGGUUUUGACGGUGCCAUCCACAUGAGUGAAGAGGUUCGAAAUCCGGCUACCGUCAUCCCCCGCAUCUUGGUUCAAUCAAUCGCCAUAAACGGGUUCAUGGCUUUUGUCUUUCUCCUCGUCAUCCUCUUUUGCAUUGGCAGUGUUGAAGAAGCUUUGAACCCCCCGUAUAUUUUUCCAAUGAUUGGAAUCUUCGAACAGACCACCAAAUCUGCUGGAGCAGCUACGGCUAUGCAGACGGCUAUCACGCUCAUAGGCAUGGUGUCUAAUACGGGCGUGCUCGCAUCUGUAUCACGACUCACAUGGGCCUUUGCUCGCGAUGGAGGCUUACCAUUCUCCAGCUUCUUCGCUCAUGUUGACCGCCAGCAACGUGUACCGAAACGAGCCAUCUACCUUGCUUGCGGGGCAGUUAUCAUUCUUUCAGUCAUCAACGCCGCCUCUGAGACUGCUCUGAGCGCCAUUCUCGCUCUUUCCACCAGUUCACUUUACGUUUCCUAUCUCAUUCCGAUCGUCUUGAUGAUCAUCCGUCGUGUGGAUACCAGUCGGGGACCCAUACCAUUCGGACCCUGGACCCUGGGCCGCUACGGCAUGGCGAUCAAUAUCUUUGCGCUAGUAUUUGGCGUCUUUGUCAGCAUUUUUGUUCCAUUCCCGACUCAAAUUCCAGUCACGGCUGCGAAUAUGAACUGGUCUGGUCCCGUGUUUGUCGGUGUCGUCAUAUUGUUGGUUAUAGAUUGGACAUUCCGGGCCAGAAAGAAGUAUACUGGGCCUAUGAAGGAUCUUUUACAGUCAGAAGGCAAGACUAAUACUGCUUAG